GAGGCGCCGCGGCGGAUGGUCCGCGUUGUCCCGCCGCCCCCCGCCCGCCCCUCUCGGAGUCGGCGGCGUCGGCGGUGGCAGAUGGAGCGGGGGGGCCCGGGCUGGCGGGGCGGGAGGCCGCCGCCGCGGAGGUUACUGCUGGCGUUGCUGCUGUUGUUGAUGCCGGCGCUGCCGGGCUUGGGGCCCGCGGCCGCCGCUGCUGCUUCGGCCGCCGAGGAGACGGCGGCAGCGAAGGAAUGCGACAAGCCGUGCGCCAACGGCGGGCGGUGCCAGCCGGCCAGCGGGCAGUGCGAGUGCCAGCCCGGCUGGGUGGGCGAUCAGUGCCAGCACUGUGGGGGCCGCUUCAGACUCACUGGGCCUUCAGGGUAUGUGACGGAUGGGCCUGGGAAUUACAAAUACAAAACAAAAUGCACCUGGCUCAUUGAAGGAAGGCCAAACACAAUCCUCAGGCUUCGAUUCAAUCACUUUGCCACAGAGUGCAGCUGGGACCACUUGUAUGUGUAUGAUGGAGACUCCAUUUAUGCUCCCUUACUGGCAGCUUUCAGUGGUCUUAUUGUUCCUGAGAAAGAUAGCAAUGAAACAGUGCCAGAAGUUGUAGCCACUUCUGGAUAUGCCCUUCUGCAUUUCUUCAGUGAUGCUGCCUAUAAUCUAACAGGGUUCAACAUCACAUACAAUUUCAAUAUGUGUCCCAAUAACUGCUCUGGCCGAGGAGAAUGCAAACUCAACAGCAGCAGCAAUGCUCUGGAAUGUGAAUGUGCCAAAUACUGGAAGGGAGAGGCCUGUGAUAUCCCCUACUGCACUGAGGAUUGUGGGGCACCUGAGAGAGGCCACUGCAGCUUUAAUGAUACUAAGGCCUGUUUGUGCUCUGCAGGCUGGCAAGGCCCCGGCUGCUCAAUUCCUGUUCCUGCGAACCAGUCGUUUUGGACCCGGGAGGACUACUCUCUGCCCAAACUUCCCAGAGCAUCUCACAAAACUGUAAUCCAUGACAACAAGAUGUGGAUUGUUGGAGGCUAUGUCUUCAAUCAUUCUGACUCUCAGAAGGUUUUAGCGUAUGAUCUUAUUUCUGAGGAGUGGCUUCCCCUGAACAACACUGUGAACUCGGUAGAGAUGAGAUAUGGCCACUCGCUGGCCUUGCACAAGGACGACAUCUACAUGUACGGGGGCAAGAUCGACCGGACGGGGAACGUGAGCAGCCAGCUGUGGGUGUUCCACAUCCCCAGCCAGAGCUGGGCCCAGGCCACGCCGGCAGCCAAGGAGCAGUACGCUGUGGUGGGGCACUCGGCACACAUCGUCACCCUGAGGGACAACAGCACCGUCAUGCUCGUCAUCUUUGGCCACUGCCCUCUCUAUGGCUACAUCAGCAACGUCCAGGAGUACAACUUGGCCACCAACACGUGGAGCAUCCUACAGACCAGCGGAGCUUUGGUGCAAGGAGGUUAUGGCCACAGUAGUGUUUAUGACCCAAGCACAAGAUCGAUUUACAUCCAUGGUGGUUACAAAGCCUUCAGUGCCAACAAAUACAGGCUAGCAGAUGACUUGUACAAAUACGAAGUUGAUACCCGUAUGUGGACGAUUCUGAAGGACAGCCGAUUCUUCCGCUACCUGCACGCGGCGGUGAUCACAAGCGGGACCAUGCUGGUGUUCGGAGGCAACACGCACAAUGACACCUCCAUGAGCUAUGGUGCCAAGUGCUUCUCUUCUGAUUUUAUGGCCUAUGAUAUUGCCUGCGAUCGGUGGUCUGUCCUUCCGCGCCCAGGUCUCCAUCACGAUGUCAACAGGUUCGGACACUCUGCUGUGCUCUACAACAGCACUAUGUAUAUCUUUGGAGGCUUCAACAGCCUCCUCCUGAGUGACAUCCUGAAGUACACCCCUGAGAGAUGUGAAGCUUUUGCCAACGAGACAGCCUGCCUGCGAGCAGGCCCUGGUGUCAGGUGUGUGUGGUCUACCUCCCCUUCUGGCUGCGUCCCCUGGGAGAAUGCAACAGUAGAGCAGCAGCAAAAGAUCUUGGAGGACUGUCCUCCCAGGCCAGCUGUAGACAAUGAAAAAUGUGAUCAGAUUACAGACUGCUAUAGCUGUACUGCAAAUACCAACAACUGCCAGUGGUGCACUGACCAGUGCGUCUCCGUGCAUAGCAACUGCACAGAGGAACAGGUUCCUAUUACUCUGUAUGACAAUUGUCCAAAGGAUAACCCUGCCUAUUACUGUAACAAAAAGACAAGCUGUAAAAGCUGUGCCAUGGAUCAAAACUGUCAGUGGGAGCCCAGGAAUCAAGAGUGCAUCGCUCUACCAGAAAAUAUCUGUGGAACAAACUGGCAUUUGGUUGGCAACUCCUGCUUGAAAAUCACAAAUGCCAAGGAGAACAAUGACCAUGCCAAACUGUCCUGCAGGUCCCACGGGGCUCUGCUGGCUUCUCUCACCACCCAGAAGAAGGUGGAAUUUGUUCUCAAGGAGCUGCAGAAGAUGCAGUCCUCGCCCAAAACUCUGACUCCGUGGGUGGGACUGAGGAAAAUCAACGUGUCCUAUUGGUGCUGGGAAGACAUGUCUCCUUUCACCAACACCCACGUGCAGUGGCUGCCCGAGGAGCCCAGCGACGCCGGCUUCUGCGGCUACCUGGCGGCGCCUUUCCAGCAGGGGCUGAAGGCAGCCACCUGCAUCAACGAGGUCAAUGGCAGCGUCUGCGAGAGGCCAGCAAACCACAGCGCCAAGCAGUGCCGGACGCCCUGCGCGCUGCGCAGCCUGUGCGGGGAGUGCACCAGCGGCAGCUCCGAGUGCAUGUGGUGCAGCAACAUGAAGCAGUGCGUCGACUCCAACGCCUACGUGGCCUCCUUCCCCUACGGGCAGUGCAUGGAGUGGUACACCAUGAGCAGCUGUCCACCUGAAAACUGCUCAGGCUACUGUACAUGUGCUCACUGCCUGGAGCAGCCUGGCUGUGGCUGGUGCACCGACCCCAGCAACACUGGCAAGGGGAAGUGCAUCGAAGGCUCCUUCAGAGGCCCUGUCAAGAUGCCAGUGCCAUCGGCAAGCGGGAAGCACAGCUUGGAGCCCGUCCUUAAUGUCAGCAUGUGUCCUGUGGAGAACAGCUACAACUGGUCCUUUAUUCAGUGUCCAGCCUGCCAGUGUAAUGGGCACAGUAAGUGUGUAAAUGAGAGCAUCUGUGAGAAGUGUGAGAACCUGACAACUGGCAAGCACUGUGAAACCUGCAUCUCAGGCUACUAUGGGGACCCCACCAACGGGGGAACGUGUCAGCCUUGCAAGUGCAACGGCCACGCCUCUGUCUGCAACACGAACACGGGGAAGUGUUUCUGCACCACCAAGGGAAUAAAGGGAGACGAAUGUCAACUGUGUGAAGUUGAAAACAGGUAUCAGGGAAACCCACUCAAAGGAACGUGUUACUACACUCUGCUCAUUGACUAUCAGUUCACCUUCAGCCUGUCUCAAGAGGAUGAUCGCUAUUACACAGCCAUCAACUUUGUAGCAACACCUGAGGAGCAAAACAGAGACCUGGACAUGUUUAUCAAUGCAUCUAAAAACUUCAACCUCAACAUCACUUGGUCUACAAGCUUUGCAGCUGGCACCCAGGCCGGGGAGGAGACCCCAGUUGUUUCCAGAAGCAAUAUCAAAGAGUACAAGGACAGCUUCUCCAAUGAGAAAUUCGAUUUCCGCAACAAUCCCAACAUCACUUUCUUCGUUUACGUCAGCAACUUCACCUGGCCAAUAAAGAUACAGAUUGCAUUCUCACAGCACAGCAACUUUAUGGACCUGGUGCAGUUCUUUGUGACCUUUUUCAGUUGUUUCCUGUCUUUGCUCCUGGUGGCAGCUGUGGUUUGGAAGAUUAAACAGAGUUGCUGGGCAUCGCGACGCAGAGAGCAACUGCUCCGUGAGAUGCAACAGAUGGCAAGCCGCCCCUUCGCCUCCAUCAACGUUGCCUUAGAAACAGACGAAGAGCCACCAGAUCUCAUCGGGGGAAGCAUAAAGACCGUACCAAAGCCGAUCGCGCUGGAGCCCUGCUUCGGCAACAAAGCGGCCGUCCUCUCCGUGUUCGUCAGGCUGCCUCGAGGGCUGGGGGGUAUCCCACCACCAGGACAGUCAGGUCUGGCGGUGGCCAGCGCUCUGGUGGACAUUUCACAACAGAUGCCAAUUGCCUACAAAGAGAAAUCGGGCGCGGUACGGAACCGGAAACAGCAGCCCCCUGCACAGCCAGGAACCUGUAUUUGAUGCAUGGACAUCAGAAACUGUUUUAAACAAAAUGGAAAAGGAACACCCAAGAGGAGGAAGAGAAGAAGAGAUUUCCCAAGAGACUAGAAGCACUCAAAACAAACAAACAAACAAACAAACAAACCAACCUCCACGAAAACCAACACCGCAACGUCCUCGCGCCCAACAUUUUUUCCUCUCCUCUCCUCUCCGUGAUAGUUGGCUUUAUUUGACAGCUGCUCCACUUAAGUUUUACUGACACGUGGCUUCAGAUUGCUCCUUUGUUUUCCUUCCAGUUUCAAGUACAAUGGUUUCAGUGCAGGCCCGGUGGCGUGCGGAGGGCUCCGUUUGGUGGUCGGUGUAAAUAGAACGGCAGUCCGAGGGAGAUGAGACUCAGGUUUAUACAGGGGAAGCGCUUUGUAGUUCCUGUAUUUAUCAAACUGUACAAAGGAAACAAACAAACAAACAAAGGCAAACAAUGCAGUGUUUACAGGUGUCAGCUCUCAGCACAUAAACACUACUAUUAACCUUCCACAGCAUCUCCACCCUUUGUUUUCAUUUCGCGUCAGGUGUCUGUCCCCUGCGCUCUCUGAGCGGAACUCUCCUCUGGACGCGGCGGCUCGGGAGCCGCCACGGUGCAGAACAGCAGCGACCCAGAAGCUGGGAUGGUUCCAAGGUUGCUGUCUCACCUUGCUCAGACCACAUGCAAUGCCUGGAGAAGCUGAAGGCUGCUUUUGAAGGACUCAGUGUUUACAUAGUCUUAACCUGCUUGGAGUACACCAUACACAAGUGCCUAGACUUGAACAGAUCUAGGGGGUGAGGAGGCUGCUGCACACGUCGAUGGUUAACGUCCUUCUCUUCCUUUUACAUGCCUGUAUGCGCACAUGCAGAGAGCCACCCGGGGCAGUCUGGCUUCUUUAUGGUGUGUAAAUGGCAUUUUCCUGACCAACAAAUGACUCAACUAGAGGGAAGUACCUGAGGGGAAAGCAGGGUUUCAUUAUCUCAUGAGAAAACUCCUGCUUUCUCCAGUGUUUUCAGUAGAAGCAGCCUGGGUUGCAGGUCAGGUACAUGAUAUUUCUUCUGAUUUUCCCUGCCUGUUUUCCCUUCUCCUUCCCUUCUGCCAUUCCUCUACGUGUGAGCUGUGCUGCGCUGGAGCUCAGAGCCGUCUCUCCUCAGCAGCACAAUUUGCUCCAUCUCCUUACAGGGUGUAAAAGGCAACACUCCAGGUGCCAGAUUAUUUGAGGAUGACUUUAAAACCAACUUUAAAUAAAAAGCAAGCAGAGCAGCUGCAUUUGGCCACAGGUUUGAGUUGCUGACGUUUCCCAUUGGGGUUGAGCCCUCUUAGAUGGUGGUGAAAGGAAGGGCCUUGCAAACACCAAAGAGGCAGUUUGGCUCUUGGUGUCUGACCAUCUGACCUGCUCUCACUAGCUGGGAUUAUGUUUGGAAGUUCAGGGUUAGGCUUGACCCAUCAGUCUGUGCAUGCUGGUGCCCAGUGUCUCCCUUGGCUCUGGAAUGUGGCACAGUGCCAGGGCCAAAGGAAGCUGUGAUGUGGAAGCUGGUGGGAAGCUGUUAGGUGAAGGUGCCCAACAAGGCGUGUAAGCGGUGCUUAAUCACAGCAAGGAUGGCUUCAUCCAGGUCACUGAGCUGCUGGCUUCUGCUGGGGCAUCUGCUGGUUAUGAAAUGGAGACCUAGCAAAGCAAGGGUGGGGGGUGAAGGCAAAAGUGCUCUUGAGCCUUCUGGCCAGGUGGCACCAUGUGCAGAGCAAAGCACUGCAGCUUUGUGUGUGUGUGUGUGUGCGCAUGUUUUGGUGAUCAGCCACUCGGUCUGCUCUGGGGGGAGGUUAACCAUGCAGUUUGGAGCAGCUCUGUGGAGCACAGAGGUGGCAUCACUAAAGAGACCUGAACUGCUCUCUGUGU
Messenger RNA from Dryobates pubescens (Downy woodpecker), 6110 nucleotides. It is a transcript of the gene ATRN, whose product is annotated as attractin. Gene Ontology annotation, cellular component: Golgi apparatus. The record is from RefSeq and is a predicted model, not a curated record. The transcript has 29 exons. Lineage: Eukaryota; Metazoa; Chordata; Aves; Piciformes; Picidae. Gene Ontology annotation, molecular function: protein binding. Bases 16 to 4215 code for a protein of 1399 amino acids.